AUAUACAUCUCUCUCUCUCUCUCUCUCUCUUCUCCUUCUCUCUCCUUUCUCUCCAUCGACAUCUCACACAAACACACGAGCACCACCAGCGACCACCACCAGCCACUGCCCCUCCGAUGAUGUUAGUUACACGAACACCAAUCGAUUGAUUCCGAGCUUGGCAUUUGAUUCCAAUUCUGAGCCUUGGAUUAAUUCGUUUCAUUUCAACUUUAUGAUCUCAAGCAGCAAGGAUUCAUAGAGAGACAGGAGCUUAUGAGGUUUUAAUAUGUCAAAAUGAGGCUGAAAAAUGCUUAAUUGAAACGUCUAUAAAUUCAUUGCGCAUAAGCCUCAAGAAGCAUUUCAAGUAUUGAGGAGAAAGCCAGUACAGUAAGAAGCAGCGUUUUCAUGCAAGGGGAAAAACGCAAUGCUUUGUAAAAACGCAACAAACACCAUUUGGGAAGAGAUAAAAAUGCAAGUCUGUCAAAUUACAUAACUACCCUCCGUCUUAACAAAUUGGGGCCUAGGGCAAAACACAUUCAUUUGCCUCCUCCCCGCUGCUGUUGAUUUCCUCCUCCUUGCUGCUGCGCUUGCAACUCCCUCCAACAACCCAUGACAUUGUCGUCCCCCGCCGACGCUGCCGCCAAAAUACUCGUCCACAUCCUUGCCGUUGCCGGAUCUGCACCAUCAGGUACAACAAUCGCACUACUUAUGGCAACGAACCGUUCAUCACCCCGUACCCCUUCCAAGAAUCGAGGCAAGGCCGUCAUAGCAACCCAACAACAACCAGUCCACAAAUGCCAAUUCAACAGUGACAAUACAAAAAUGUUUCUACAACUCGUCAUUGCUGAAAUGGAUGUUGGUAAUCGACAACCUUGCGGAUUGUCGAUGACUGGGUAUAAGAAUGUUGCCUACAAGUUCUUGGACAAAACCGGACUGCUACAUUCGGCCAAACAAAUUAAAAACAAAUUUGACAACUUGAAGAAAGAUUGGGUUGCGUGGAAGAAGUUAGAGUAUGCUGCCCAAGGAUUGACAGGGUUUGGGUACGACCAAGAGGCGGGUUUGUUCACUGCACCUGACCAUUGGUGGGCUAAAAUGCAAGCGAUGAACAACCGAUGUGCAAAGUUCAAGACCAAGCCUCUAGAGCACUUGGAGCUCAUGGAACGGGUGUAUUCUAGCGCAACUGCGACAGGGAAGCAUGCAUGAACUCCAACUGAACUGCGUGAUGAUGAUGCUACCGUUGCCAAUGCCACCAAGGACAACGGGAUGGGACCUCUCAAUGAUGGCACACCAACACAUUCGGGCCAUGACACUAUUGGGGAGAACCUGGUCGAUGGUUCCCUGUUCGAUGAUGCCCCCCCGCAGUCAGUAGCCAACGGAUCAGCAAAUGCAAAACGUCGCAAGCGGGCAGUGCCUGGUACUGUUGCUAGUAGCAUGGACAACCUCGUCGAAACUGUCAGCAAACAAAGCCGGGAACUUAAAAUUAAGCAGUAUGUUGUCACUAGGAAGGGUGACAACACUGUGGGCGACUGUCUUGCAAGGCUAAUGAGCACGCCUAGAUUGGAGCUCGGCGGUAAGUUGUUCUCAUUCGCAUGCGCCAUAAUGGAUUCACCCGAUAAUCGGGACAUCAUCAUGGCCCUCUCCAUGGAUUACAUUGUCAACUGGUUGACAGAGAAGCGUGCCUGCACGCCGGCAAAUGUUGGCAGGGAACGUGAACGCGACGUAUGUCUGUUCGGGAGUGAUGGUGUGGUUGACAUGGACUAGGCUUCAGUGGCUGGAUUGUCUUUUUUUAUUGCUGCCACAGCACUGUACUUCGAAUGUUUGUGGAAUGUUAUGCUUUGGACGUUUUUUUUUUUCAUUUUUUUUAAUGUGUUGUUUUGCAAACUUGUUUUGUGGAAGAACGAUAUGUUCGACAAUUGUGUUGUCGUUAAGUUAUUUAUUGUUGUUGGGUGCA
This is a messenger RNA of Camellia sinensis, 1930 nucleotides long. The record is from RefSeq and is a predicted model, not a curated record. Lineage: Eukaryota; Viridiplantae; Streptophyta; Magnoliopsida; Ericales; Theaceae.